AUGUGCUGCUCCACUGAGAUUUGGGCUAAUCUCUUUGCACACUCGGAUUUUACUCUGCCAUCUUCAAUUGAUCAGAUUGUUCUCUGGUGCAAGGCUUCUACAGGGAAUGGGAAAGUAAAUACUAUUUGUAUGUUGUUGGUUCAUGCAAUAGUUUACUUCCUUUGGAGAGAACGAAAUGCAAGGCUCCAUACCUUAACUGCCAAGUCUGGUUCAGCUUUGAUUAAGGAAAUUCGGCUUCUCCUCAGAGCAAAGCUUCGGUUUGGAUCGCGCUUCCACGGCCUCGGCAAACUUGAAUCUUUCCCCUAUUCAGACCUCUUACCUCCAUACCUGGUUUCAGUUCUUCCAACUCUGAUUCUUCUCUCAUCUCCUUACUUGACUUUGCUGCUGCUGCUGCUGCUAUUAUUAGUUCCCUUCUAUCUCUUGUAUUGCCUUUUGUUUAUUCAUCUUCUUCCUUUGUUGUAA
This is a messenger RNA of Microthlaspi erraticum, 462 nucleotides long. The record is from the annotation of a GenBank genome assembly. Lineage: Eukaryota; Viridiplantae; Streptophyta; Magnoliopsida; Brassicales; Brassicaceae.